This is a messenger RNA of Stereum hirsutum FP-91666 SS1, 936 nucleotides long. RefSeq lists its product as uncharacterized. The annotation marks the transcript as partial. The record is from RefSeq and is a predicted model, not a curated record. The transcript has 7 exons. NCBI's taxonomy places the organism in Eukaryota, Fungi, Basidiomycota, Agaricomycetes, Russulales, Stereaceae.
AUGGAUUACACUGCAAGGAAGGCUUGUAUGAUGUGUAUGCCUUCCCUACUGCAGCAAUUUCCGUCCGGGACGGAUUACACUGCAGAGAAUGCUUGCAUCACAUACCAAUUUCCGUCCGGGACGGAUUACACUGCAGAGAAUGCUUGCAUCAAAUACACCGUCUGGGACGGAUUACACUGCAAGGAAGGCUUGUAUGAUGUGUAUGCCUUAGCUACUGCAGCAAUUUCCGUCCGAGACGGAUAUAAGUGGAGUGGAGGCUUGCCUCAACUAUGUACUGCAAAAACCAUCCGGGAAGGAUUACACUGUAAAGAUGACUCAUAUGCGCUGUAUACCUUCGCUGCUGCUGCGAUUUCCGUCUGGGACGGAUACAAGUGCAGUAGAGGCUUGUCUCAGCUAUGUGAGCAAGUAACAUUACCCCAGAAAAUUUUCAGAACGGCAAAAAACUGUCCGAGAUGGAUUUACACUGCAAUGGAGGUUUGCGUGACUUGUAUGGCAUCGCUGCUGCUGCACUUUCCGUCCGAGACGGAUAUGGCUGCAGUAGAUGCUUGUCUCAGCUAUAACGGCAAAAAACUGUCGGAGAUGGAUUACACUGCAUGCGAGGUUUGUGCAACUUGCAUGCCUUCGCUACUGCUGCACUUUCCGUCCGAGACGGAUAUGGCUGUAGUAGAGGCUUGUCUUAGCUAUAACGGUAAAAAACUGUUUGAGAUGGAUUACACUGCAAUGGAGGUUUGUGUGACUUGUAUGGCAUCGCUGCUGCUGCACUUUCCGUCCGAGACGGAUAUGGCUGCAGUAAAUGCUUGCCUCAGCUAUGUACUGCAAAAACUGUCCGGGACGGAUUACACUGCAAAGACAACUCUUAUGGCUUGUAUGCCUUCCUUGCUAUUGCGCUUUCCGUCCGAGACAGAUAUGGCUGUAGUAGAGGCUUGUCUCAGCCGU